This is a messenger RNA of Cebus imitator (Panamanian white-faced capuchin), 4134 nucleotides long. It is a transcript of the gene UBE2G1, whose product is annotated as ubiquitin conjugating enzyme E2 G1. Gene Ontology annotation, biological process: protein polyubiquitination; proteasome-mediated ubiquitin-dependent protein catabolic process. The record is from RefSeq and is a predicted model, not a curated record. Bases 356 to 868 code for a protein of 170 amino acids. The transcript is spliced from 6 exons. Lineage: Eukaryota; Metazoa; Chordata; Mammalia; Primates; Cebidae. Gene Ontology annotation, molecular function: ubiquitin conjugating enzyme activity.
CUGAGCGCGCCUGCGCCGAGCGGCCCUGCGCGCAGUGAGGCAGUGGCGGGGGAAGGCACCGGUGGGGCCGACGGGCGAGCUGAAGGAGGGAAGCGGGCGAGCGAAGUCCCAGUGCGCGCCGCGGCAGCCCGGGCACCCUCCCCUUCCGGGCGUGAGUCGCUGUGAGAAGAGCUGAAGCGAGCGGACUCGCACCGGCAGCGAGGCGCCGCUCCCGCCGCCUCAGCCCGGCCUCCUUCGGCUCCGGCGCUCGGGUCGCGGGGCCCGGGUUCCUCAGCACACCCCGCUCCAGCCGCCCCCAGAUCCUGUCCCCAGCCCUUCGGAAGCCCCGGCGCCAGCCCGGGCCCUCGGCGGGAGGAUGACGGAGCUGCAGUCGGCACUGCUACUGCGAAGACAGCUGGCAGAACUCAACAAAAAUCCAGUGGAAGGCUUUUCUGCAGGUUUAAUAGAUGACAAUGAUCUCUACCGAUGGGAAGUCCUUAUUAUUGGCCCUCCAGAUACACUUUAUGAAGGUGGUGUUUUUAAGGCUCAUCUCACUUUCCCAAAAGAUUAUCCCCUCCGGCCUCCUAAAAUGAAAUUCAUUACAGAAAUCUGGCACCCAAAUGUUGAUAAAAACGGCGAUGUGUGCAUUUCUAUUCUUCAUGAGCCUGGGGAAGAUAAGUAUGGCUAUGAAAAGCCAGAAGAACGCUGGCUCCCUAUCCACACUGUGGAAACCAUCAUGAUUAGUGUCAUUUCUAUGCUGGCAGACCCUAAUGGAGACUCACCUGCUAAUGUUGAUGCUGCGAAAGAAUGGAGGGAAGAUAGAAAUGGAGAAUUUAAAAGAAAAGUUGCCCGCUGUGUAAGAAAAAGCCAAGAGACUGCUUUUGAGUGACAUUUAUUUAGCAGCUAGUAACUUCACUUAUUUCAGGGUCUCCAAUUGAGAAACAUGGCACUGUUUUUCCUGCACUCUACCCACCUAUUGCUGGACUUCUGUUGUACAAGUUGGCAAACACUGGCUGGAACUGGGCUGCAAUAAAACAUGCCAGUUAUCAGUGCUGACAAGAGCCUAACAAGUGCCAACUCACAGAUGAUUACGCAUUUUGAAUUCUAAUGAACUGUUUUAACCUUCAGGAAGAAUUGUAAAGACCUGUACAUAGCACAACAUGAUCCGGAUAAUAUAUAUACUGUUCAUGCACAUCCACAGAUACACCUUGUACCAAAUAAUGCUUUCUUGUAGUAGAAUAAGAAUCGUGUACAUUCUAAAAGAUUUUAGCAGGUUUUCUUUCCUAUUCAUUGUUUCUUAUCAGUUUAAAAGGACUCCUUUAAGCAUGUCAGAUGAAAAGCAAUUAGGAUUAAAAGUUUCCAUUUAAUUUCCCUUAAACCAUUGAGGCUUCAUUAAACUCUUUUCACUUACUAAACUUUUGUAUCUUCUUUGUUUUGACACACUCCCCUUUGCUUUUAUCUCUUCUGUCUACCAGAAUGUUCUCAAAUCAUUUAGUUCAAAUACUGAAAUACUUAAUGAGCAAUUACUUGAUUUUUAAUGAUGACUUCGAAGGAGUCAUCACUAGGUGCUUUGUCCCUUUUGUAUUCUGGUUGCACCCACCUCUUGGAUUGGAUAUAGCAAUAACAUUUAUUGGCUGUUACGAGCUCUUGAUCCCAGUCAUUACCCCGGAGAACUAAAAACAGAUGGUUCUUAAUUCAGCUUACUGGAAAUUUCCCCAAACAGUAGCAAAUCUGACUUUCCCCCCUUCAGUUGCCUAGUAUUAAGGUUGGAUAGAUGAAGCAUGCACAGCUACAGGCUUUCUACUUCACCUCUGGGUUUGCUGUUCCAAAUGCUAUUUACUCUCAUACCCUUCUCUUUAGUCCUUCAUCUUCCUUUGCCUCUAUUCUCUACUGCAGAUUUUUCUCACCUAUUGUACAAAGAAAUUGCGAUGUAUAUUUUCAUGUAAUUUGAUUUUGGAAUUCUGUCACCUUAUGUAGUGAGUUCUUCCAAAAUAUAAUUUUUUUUCAAUAAUUGUCAAGUUGUUGGCUUUUAUUGUAUUGAAUGAAGGCUAUAAUACUGAAUGCCAGAGAAGUGGUUUAGAAAACUCUCAGGUUGAUUCCUUAUGCAAACAAACUUAAUACUUGAAAAUCACAUGGCCAUGGCAGUAUAUGUAUUUGGUUCUAUCUAGAUUCUUCUGUGAAUCUAAAAGCAUUACAGGGGUAAAUGCUUUGCUAUUUGACGUAUAGAUCCUAUCAGUAACCAUAGUACACUUGGAUUUGAUUAAUGUUUGAGCUGAACUAUAUUUCAUAUCAUACAGUUUUCUAAAACAGCUUCAGUGAAUGGUAAAAUGAACAUGUGCAGUGUUAAAGGCAGGCCCUGGGCUCCUUUAUGUUUGUUGUGAGGUUGUGUGCGGGAAGUAGUCAUCGGCAUCUAAGGGGGGUUAGAACUUGAGACAGUAGCAGAUGGGACAUGUGUUUGUGAGAAUCAGUGAGAAUUCGUGCAUCUCCGCUCUGUGGGGUUUGGGGAAAUGCUUUGGCAGAAGAGUGAAAGAACUCCUGCCAAUAGCCCAGACCUCUGCAAACGCUGUAUGUCCUUUUUUAAGCAGAAAUAAAAUGGUUGAGGAUGUAGUCACAGUAGAAAGUGAUUUUUUUCUGAAUCCCUGUCUGUUCUCUGCUCAGAAGCAUUGUAAAAACCCAUUAACAUUAUACAAACCUUAUAAAACUUGUAAAUGUGUUGUGACUGGAAAUUGUUUGAUUCAUUGGAACCCAGUUUUCUUUAAGAACUUCGUGACUUGGUCUGUUUUUCAAAGACUAUAAAAAUUGUUGCCCCAAAAUAUCAGCACUGCACACCCCCAUGGGACUUGGAAUGCAAUCCCUUUUACUUUUUUUUUUUUUUUUUUUUAAACUGGGUCUCUGUCACUCAGGGUGGAGUGCAGUAAGAACGAUCAUAGCUAAGUACAGCUUUAACCUGCUGGGCUCAAGUGAUCCUCCUGCCUCAGCCUCCUGAGUAGCUAGGACUACAGGUGUGUGCUACCAUGCCUGGCUAAUUUAAAAAAAAUUUUUUUAAGAGAUGGGAUCCCUCCCUUUUUACUCUUAAGUCAGAAAUUGUUCACAUGGUGGUUGCUUGUGGCAAAAUGGAGUUCAAAUUUUGCUCUCCUAUUGCUGCAAUUCUGCUAGCAAUCUAUUGAGGUGAAACUUGGGAUUUGACUCUUCAGCAAGCAGCAAAUGACCUAGUAACUCAGGGACAACUAUUUUUGAACUUUAAGUGCCACUUUAAUACAGUUCCUUUGAUAAAACCAUGUGGUUUUUUUUUAGGGCUAGCUCUAGGGGAGUGGAAGUGAGAGCCAGGAAUGAGUGCGUCUCUCUUCACGUGCUUUUCCACCUGGUGCCCUGACUGUGCCACACUGAAACACAGGCCCACGUAGAUGUUACAACUUCCCUUCCUCUGUCAGAGAUGUCAUCUGUGCCUUUCUCAGUGUUCAUCUGAUAAUGUAAAUUUAAAUGCCUCUACGUUUGAUAUGAAACCCACACUCAGAUGACACUGAACCAGGUGGCCGUUGCUCCACCAGCACCUCAUCAUCAGUGUGAAGUGAUUCUUCUCUGCUUUAGGAAAAGGAUUUUCCCCCAAAACUUGUGCCAACAUCUCCCUAGAUCUUACGGAUUGUAGAACUGUUGGCCAUGUCCUAAAUUUAUUCCAAAUUCUUGUAGAGGCAUAUAGAUUUCAGUCUGUGCUCGUAUGGGAUAGAUGAUCUCAGUGGCUUUUUGGCCUCUUGAGUUUAAAAUCCUUGUCAUUAUAAGGUAAUGUUUGUGAGGUUAUUCCACUAGUAACUGUGAUCAUGUGGGUGUCAUAUCUUUUAACGGCCUUCAUUCUCGGUUGUGAAAUUUAAUUUUAUAUGCUCACUCACCCUCUACAAAAAUCUGCCCGCUUUGGACUGUGGUGCUUGUGUAUCAUUGCCCCUCUGGUCUCCAGUUGGUGGAAUUACCUUUUUUGUACUGCCACUUCUCAGCAUCUUUGAAAUCUGACAUAAUGUUGCUUCAUUCCAGUUUUUUUUAGUUCUGUAAUUUGUUGAUUGUAUUUAACUAUGUGAGUUCUGUUGUGAUGUUUACUGUAUUGUAAAGCACCUCAUUCAUGUGAUGGGUGCUCUAAAAUCAAUAAAUGAUGACUUAGAGGCUGUA